This is a messenger RNA of Arachis duranensis, 1478 nucleotides long. RefSeq names its product peptidyl-prolyl cis-trans isomerase CYP57. Gene Ontology annotation, molecular function: peptidyl-prolyl cis-trans isomerase activity. NCBI's taxonomy places the organism in Eukaryota, Viridiplantae, Streptophyta, Magnoliopsida, Fabales, Fabaceae. Gene Ontology annotation, biological process: protein peptidyl-prolyl isomerization; protein folding. The coding region runs from base 84 to 1478 and encodes 464 amino acids. The transcript has 10 exons. The record is from RefSeq and is a predicted model, not a curated record. Gene Ontology annotation, cellular component: catalytic step 2 spliceosome.
AUCGCAACGAAAACCCUCCGUUUUGGGAGAAAUCAGAAUCAAAAUAAUCGUUUGUCGAGAAUCAGAAGAAUAAUAAGGAAGAGAUGUCGACGGUAUACGUUUUGGAACCGCCGACGAAGGGGAAGGUGGUGGUCAACACAACGCGGGGCCCACUCGACAUCGAGCUAUGGCCGAAGGAAGCACCCAAAGCUGUCAGGAACUUCGUUCAGCUCUGCAUGGAAGGUUACUACGACAACACCAUCUUCCACCGCGUCAUCAAGGACUUUCUUGUUCAGGGUGGUGAUCCCACCGGCACCGGCACUGGAGGUGAGAGUAUUUAUGGGGAUGUUUUUGCCGAUGAGUUUCAUUCGCGUCUGAAAUUCAAGCACAGAGGAUUGGUUGCAAUGGCCAAUGCUGGGCCACCUAAUUCAAAUGGGAGUCAGUUUUUCAUUACCCUUGACCGUUGUGACUGGCUUGAUCGGAAGCAUACUAUUUUUGGAAAGGUAACAGGAGAUACAAUGUAUAAUCUUUUAAGGCUGGGUGAAGUUGAAACUGAUAAAAACGACCGGCCUUUAGAUCCACCUCCAAAGAUAUUAUCAGUUGAGGUAUUAUGGAACCCAUUUGAAGAUAUUGUGCCAAGAAAUCUUCAGACUAAAGCUACACCUGUUACAGAAAAUAAAGGUUUGAAGACAAAGGGUGUGAAAAAAUUGAACUUGCUUUCGUUUGGGGAAGAAGCUGAAGAAGAAGAAAAGGAAUUGGCAUUGGUGAAGCAAAAGAUUAAGAGCAGUCAUGAUGUCUUGAAUGAUCCUCGUCUUUUGAAGGAAGAAACUCCCAACAAUGAAAUGAGUAAAGCAACAAGGGAUUUGCAGUUAACUGUAAGAGAUGCACUAAAAACCAAGAAGGAAGAGCCUCGGAAAGAGUUAGAAACUAGUAAAAUUGAUUCAAGUGAUGACGACGACGACGACGAAGACGAUGGCAAUGAAGCAGAUUUUGAUGCAAGAAUGCGCAGGCGAAUACUGAAAAAGCGGAAGGAGUUGGGUGACCUUCCUCCCAAGCCAAAGGUGCAAAAUGGAAGAUCCAGUCCAGAGCGCCGGGAUAUUUCAGCAGCCAGGUCAAAUGCUUCACGGGUGGUUGAUGAUGAUGAUGAUGAUAAACCGAGGGCGGAAAAGUUGUCCUUGAAGAAGAAGGGAAUAGGGUCUGAAGCAAGAGCUGAACGUAUUGCUAAUGCUGAUGCAGAUUUGCAGCUACUGAAUGAAGCUGAGAGAGGAAGACAGUUGCAGAAACAGAAGAGACGCAGAUUACAAGGGCGUGAAGAUGAUGUUCUUGCCAAACUCGAGAAAUUCAAAAAUUCCUUAUCAGCAAAGUCGGCACCCAAAGCCAGUGAAUCUACUGAUGUUGUUGAUGACAAAGAACUGUCUGACUGGAAAAGUGUUGGCUUAAAAUUUGCCCCGGAGUCUGGCAAGGAUCGCAUGUCUCGCAACGAAGACCCGAACAUUUAA